GGCCCCAAAAAAAAAAAAAACGUUACACACACUUCAUAAUUUUUCGAUCGAAAUCCCUAAAUUGAAUUCCAGCUUUGAUUUUACGAGUGUGAAAUUUCAGCGAGGAAGAAGGAAGAAUUGGGGCUAAUUCCGAUCAAAUGGAGGCGGAACUCAAAUGCUUGCUUAGUGAUUUUCAAAGUCUUCGCGAUUCUUUGCGUGAUCCCUCUCAUCAAGCUUUAAUUGAUAAGAUGCAAUCACGUGUUGAGCAUCUUUCGGCAGCGGAAAAGUUGGCAAGUGUUCAGCGUUCCAAAAUCAAGGAUAUGAGUGCUGAGGUGGUUGAUAGCAACCCAUACAGUAGACUUAUGGCACUUCAGAGGAUGGGUAUCGUGGACAACUAUGAAAGAAUACGGGACUUUUCAGUUGCCAUUGUGGGUAUAGGUGGUGUUGGCAGUGUUGCAGCUGAGAUGCUAACAAGGUGUGGCAUCGGUCGCCUUUUGUUGUAUGACUAUGAUAAAGUGGAGUUAGCUAACAUGAAUAGGCUUUUUUUCCGUCCAGAGCAGGCUGGCAUGACUAAGACAGAUGCUGCUGUGCAAACUCUCACAGACAUAAACCCUGAUGUUGUGCUAGAGAGCUAUACAUUGAACAUCACUACAGUACAAGGCUUUGAGACCUUUAUGUCAAGUCUAACAGAUAAAUCAUUUCGUCCGGAUAAAGACGGAAUUGGAGUUGAUCUCGUUUUAAGCUGCGUAGAUAAUUAUGAAGCAAGGAUGGUGGUAAAUCAGGCUUGCAACGAGUUGAAGCAAACAUGGAUGGAAUCUGGUGUAUCUGAGAAUGCUGUUUCUGGUCAUAUACAGUUGUUGGUUCCUGGUGAAACUGCUUGUUUUGCGUGUGCACCUCCGUUGGUUGUAGCAUCGGGGAUUGACGAGCGUACGCUAAAGCGUGAAGGGGUUUGUGCAGCAUCUUUGCCAACUACAAUGGGUGUUGUUGCCGGUCUUCUUGUUCAAAACACUCUAAAAUACUUGCUCAAGUUUGGAAGUGUCACUCCCUAUUUGGGUUACAAUGCUUUAAAAGACUUCUUUCCAACAAUGGAAAUGAAGCCGAACCCUCAAUGUUCUAAUGCUUCUUGUAUGGAGAGACAGAAAGAAUAUGCUCUUGCAAAGCCAGCCAGAGAUGCUGCCGCUAAAGCCAAUCUGGAGGCUGAAGUGUUAGUAGAAGUCGAGUGCCUCCAUACCGAUAAUGAAUGGAAUAUAAGUGUUGUUGAUGAUGAUAACGACGUACAAGGCCCAAAAUCCAGUUCAGGUGCUCUGCCAGAAGGCCUUGUUCACGAGCUUCCAAGCGCAGAUGAAUUUCAGAAGCCACAUGUUUCGGAGGAAACCUCAUCCACCAUUGAUGACCUCGAAGCUCUGAGAAAAGAACUCGAAUUACUUAAUGCAAUCUAGUUUUUUUUUUAUUAAUUGAUAGAUUAGAUUAACUUUUGAAGGAUUGAUAUACGACCCCUGCAUUAGAGUUCGAGUUGUUUUUGCUUCAGUCAUUCGACACAUCCUCGGGGUCAAAAUAGAAUCCCUUUUUUUGGGAGGUAAUGUAUUUUUCGUACUUUUUAUAUAAUGUUAUAUAAUUUAAAUUUCCGGAACUAAAAUUAAUUUCCCCCGAUUAAUUGUAUCUUAUUGUGACUGCACAUUGAGUUUUUAUUUAUGUUUUA
Messenger RNA from Erythranthe guttata (spotted monkey flower), 1678 nucleotides. Its product is annotated as NAD(P)-binding Rossmann-fold superfamily protein. Gene Ontology annotation, molecular function: UFM1 activating enzyme activity. Gene Ontology annotation, cellular component: cytoplasm; cytosol. NCBI's taxonomy places the organism in Eukaryota, Viridiplantae, Streptophyta, Magnoliopsida, Lamiales, Phrymaceae. Gene Ontology annotation, biological process: protein ufmylation. The record is from RefSeq and is a predicted model, not a curated record.